GCGUCCGCAUAAUUAUUUGUCAUUUGAUAAGUGUUUUAUUAUUUAUUUUUUGUUUCCUUUUUAAAUAAGUGUGUUUUGUAAUAUUUGUUUAAAAGAAAAUUCAACAGUUUUAAACAAAAUAACGGAUGCAACAAAUAUUAAUGUACAGCUAUUUUAAAACAAUACCCUCAAUACACAAGUUAUACGGAUAAAAAAUCAAUCACAAAAGAAAAAAAAAAAACCAAGCCAUGGAUAUCCCUGAUUAUAAAUGCACUCUUCGUUCAGAAGAAAACAAAAACGACAAAUUAGCACAUUCCUAUUUGCCCAGUGUCGUCGAUUCAGGAUUCGAUUCCAUUUACAAUGGUUCUUCUCUUUUCAUGGAAAAAAGUUUUAGUCGAGAAAGUUUUGACAUAUUCAGCCCCAACUCGAGCAAUCGAACACCAAUUAAACAAUCCUCUUCAGCCUUGAAAUAUCACGUAUCCACACCGAAAAACAGUGCAUCUAUCAAAAGGCAUUUAUAUAGCACUUUUAAUACCAGUUCCCUCAAACGAUCCAAAUCCAACGAAAACAACGAAAAUGAACCCAAAAUUGCCAAUACCAGUAUUCACAAUAGACUUGAUCAUUUCCAUGACAGUGCUUGUCCUCUUAAAGCAUUGCACAACUUUGAUUUAUCUCCACACAAAAAUAUACUCAGUUCCACUACAAAUCAUUUACAAUCAUUUAUUAACGACUCAGCAUUAUCGAUCUCAAAACAUUCAACUAGAUAUGACGAGGAUCAUUUUGAACAGCCUCUUGUUCCGGAGAGACCUUCAAAAAGUCUGCGAUAUUUUGCGCCAUCAGUUAAACACUCAAAGAGAAAGUUAGAUAUACCUCCGGUCGAAGAUAAGAGAACUCAAAUAUAUUUCGAUGGGACAAGGUUUUUGAAUAUUAUUGGCAAAUUGGCGCAAUUUUCUGUGAUUCUCGAUGACAUAUUCAAAAGAUUGAGCGGCGAAGAUUUAUUGAAUGUGUCACUUGUUUCAAGGAAUUGGAAUUCAAUAGUCAAAUCGAAUAGAAAUGCCAAUGCCAGAAUACAGAAGUAUUUAAAUGAAUCUCGCAAUUAUAAAGAGAAUCUUAAGGAAUCUACGAAACCUGUCAUUGUUCACAAUAAGCGUCAUCCAUUUUCACAAUUUAAUAAUGUAUCUACCUCAAAUAAAAACCAAGAUUCAUCAUCACCUACCAGUAGCUUUUAUGAGAACCAAAAUGUUGUGCAACAGCUGUUUGCCAACGAAAGAUUGGUAAAGUGUCCACGUUGCAGCAGAGGAAGUAUAGUAUCGAAUUCAGCAGCUCGAUUGCAUUCGACUUCAUUGAUUUCGUUGCCAUCAACCACAUCCAGUGACUUAACAUAUUUAAAUCUAAAAGCUGAUAGUAUUUGUGGUAUAACUGCAGAUGAGAAUUCAAUCAAUAAGAAACAGCCUCAGGUGUCGUCGGAAGAUAUAGGUGUUUGCAGCAGUGUAGCGUGCAAAUAUAUGUUUUGCCCGAAAUGCUUAUGUGAUUAUCAUCCUGGAGAGAGAUGCAAAUUGUCAGAACCUGAAUCUCCGUCGAAAUUGCUUGUAUGUCAUAAGAAAAUGAAGGUUGUAAAUAAGCCCAGCUCAAAAAUAAACUCUAAGCGCCAAUCGUUGAGGAGAUUAUGUUUUUCGUAAAAAAUACAUACACAAAAUAAAUUGUUUAUUAUUAUUAUUUUUUUAUUUUUUUCUUUAUAAUCGUAUCUUUGUAAUAUUGUCAUUUUAUGGAUUUAAUUUUUAAUAAAUUUUUAUAUAA
This is a messenger RNA of Episyrphus balteatus (marmalade hoverfly), 1776 nucleotides long. RefSeq lists its product as uncharacterized. Gene Ontology annotation, cellular component: nucleus. The transcript has a single exon. Gene Ontology annotation, biological process: negative regulation of meiotic nuclear division; regulation of mitotic nuclear division. Lineage: Eukaryota; Metazoa; Arthropoda; Insecta; Diptera; Syrphidae. The coding region runs from base 228 to 1658 and encodes 476 amino acids. Gene Ontology annotation, molecular function: protein binding. The record is from RefSeq and is a predicted model, not a curated record.